CAGUGGAAUAUUUUCCAUUUGGAACUGGCUACAGGAUAACAUACAUUAAAAAAAAAAAGUAUUAAAAGAAGUCUACAGAUUAACAUUGCAGUCAUGGUAUAUGUCAGGCCUAUACUCACUUUAUUCUUCACUCAAAAACUGUACCUAGUCUUAACUAGAGAAAAUAAGUCAUAAUGAGCCUUCUUUGGGAAUUAGCAUAUUAUCUUAAAUAAUCAAUCAUCAUGACAAUUCCAUCAGUCUCCAAGUUUUAAUCUUCAGAUAUGCUUAAAUGGCUUGUAGUGACAAAUGUGAUCUCAUUCACACAGACACACUGAAAUUGAGGAGGACACAUUACAUCAUACUACUUUAUCCAAAAUAAACCUGGACAUUGCUACUGUCAACAAUGCUGUAUAACAAGUAAAAUGUUUCAAAGAGUUCAGAUUGGUAAAUACAGGAACGUUAUGACUAUUUAGAACAAAUGAUGGGUGAUGAGGUUAUUUAUGAUUUAGAAGUGAAGCAGCUGUAAUUACUGUACAAACCAAUUAAAAGAAAGACAUCAUCUAUGAAUAAUCUGAACUGUGGAACCAAUGCAUCAGUCGAGAAACAAACGCUUCUCUAUCUAUAAAUAAAAUGUAAAAACAUUAAAGUAUAAUAAAAAAAAUAAAAUAAACAAAACAAAAAAACCCAAAACAAAUAGGAUUGUCUGACUGCACCCAUAGCACAAUCGCAUACUUUAUUUUCCGGUGCCAUUGCCAAUUGCGUUUAUGCGUACAAGCUUAAUUGGAUAAAACGGCGCACCUGGUCACCAUUAAAGGGCCUCGCGCCCCCACUGCCUACUUAACGUGACACGCGCAGACAGCUCCUUCGGCUAAGUGAAAAUGGCUACGUACGGAGACGAGUCACUGGAUGCCUACCUGUACUCCUCCUACAACCCUUACUCCUACAGGUGUCCGCGGCCCAAGGGCUGGCGGCAGAAAAACUACGUGACCACUUACGGUGACGGCGAGAGCUACUUCGAGAACUACCAUCGCGCGCAGCUGAAGUCUAUCCUCUCGCAGAUAAACCCGAACCUGACGCCCCGGCUGCGAAAAGCCAACACCAAGGACGUGGGCGUGCAGGUCAACCCGAAGACCCACGCCGCAGUGCAGUGCUCGCUGGGCCCGCGCACUCUCCUAGCGCGCAAGCGAGAGGCACUGCGUAAGAGACGGCAGGAUGUCCAGACGCCCGCGAGCCCCGUCACCGGUGGCGUGCGGUUUCCGCGCACGCAGGCCGUGUAUUCACCGGUUGCAGCAAGGGCGCUGACAUCUUUCCUCGAGGAUGAUGAAGAGGAGGAGGAGGAGAAGAAGCGCGCCGAGAGCGCGGAGAAAACUGAGGACGAGGUGGCUGUAGAAGGCACAGACGCGCAGAGCACCGAGGAAGCCAAAGAAAAGCUUAGUCCCGGGAAAACCGACGACGGAAACGAUCAGACGGAAAUGACCGAGAAAAAUAAGAGCGACUCUGACCAAAGUGGACAAGACUUCAAGUCCAAGGGGAGAGUCCGCUUCCAGUUCUUGGAGCAGAAGUAUGGAUACUACCACUGCAAAGACUGCAACCUGCGCUGGGAGAGCGCGUACGUGUGGUGCGUCCAGGGCACGAGCAAGGUUUACUUCAAGCAGUUCUGCAGAACAUGUCAGAAGGCAUUCAAUCCCUACCGUGUAGAGGACAUAACCUGCCAGAAUUGCAAGAAGGCACGCUGCAGUUGCCCGGGAACAGCACGUCACGUGGACCCCAAACGGCCUCACCGGCAAGACCUGUGUGGCCGCUGCAAGGGCAAACGGCUCUCGUGCGACAGCACUUUCAGCUUUAAGUACAUCAUCUAGCACAGUACCACCAUGGCAGCGGGUCACUGCACUACCGUUCUCCCCGUUGCCUAGGUGAGGAUCCACACUCCUGUGACGGUGUCUGCAACGGCACAGCGGGGUCUCCUGUCAUGGCCAGUCUGUGCAGCGAGGGCUGGCAUACUUCCUAAACAUCUGGUUUUUGUUUAUGUUGACUAAUAUUUGCAGGAACCAUUUUUUUGGGGGGGGGGGGAAUGAAUUAAAAUGUCAAUGAACAGCAACAGUGCCGUCUUGCUGCCUUUGUCUGAACUGCUGAAGCUGCGUGUGGGCAUGUAGGAAUGCAUCCGAGUGUGGCAUGUCCCCUGUUGCUUUGUGAAUGUUGGGCAUGUCCUCUUUGCGUAGUGGUGUAAUUUAUCUGCAUGGCACUGAAGUGGGGACAGUUGAACCCCAGCUGUAGUGUCUAGUGGUGUGGUCUGGGAGGGGAGAACUCUAAUGGAGCAGAGAUGGACCCAGUGUUGGCCCUGCUCUCAGGUUGUAUACUUCCCCAUCUUCUGAGUCUGUACAAAGCCUGUAAUUUUAUUUCUGCUUAAUGUGACCAGCUCUGAUUCAGAGAGAUCUGGCACAAAAGUAACUUAUUACUAUUUUUGUUCGGUUGGAACAAACAUCUGAGGUCUUGAUCUCUUUUGGCCUGUGCCCAGCACCUUUGCAGAACUUGAAUGCAAAACCAUGGUCAUGAGUUCAAGUGCCAGGGUGCGCAUCUAACCACUGGCUCAUGCAGUAGAGGGAUGUCUGCCAAAGGCUGGAAAGGUACAUCAGUGCAAGUUACUGUAGGCCGGUUACCAACUGUGCAUAUUCACAUACUGAGAGUGGGAGGAGUUGCUUCUGGUUAGGCUUUUAUUUAAACAGGGGAAGGGAGGUGAAAUGACGGGGGGGGGAGAAACAGAAAAAGGGGGGGGGGGAGACUACACCACUAAAUAAAACAUUCUCCAGGUAAAUAUCCAUUAAAUAAUUAACAGCAUCCAAAAUGUACCAGACAAGCAACAACAUUGUGAGGAAGUGAUUUCUGUCAUCCUUUCAUGUUAAAUGUAACAUCCCAGCAGGCACUCUGUGUCCAUCUCCCACAGUGGCGCAAAGCCAAGCACAGUGCAGUGAAGCAAAAAACGUCUCAUCAGUGCAAGCCUGCAGCGUGGCCACGCGGAGCCAACAUGAUCACAGUGGAGAGUAAGGAAUGCAUACAGCUGGGGAAUGGGCACACCACAGCCCUGCUCCUCUGCACCCAGCCAGGCUCGCUUAUUAAGAAUUCUUAAGAUUAAGGUGUUGGAUAAUUAUGAAGGGUCAGUAGAGAUUUGGAGCUGGAAUUGUUUUGUUAGGGUUUUUUUUUUUUUUUUUUUUGCUUUAGUUUCAUACUCUAUUCUGGUAGAACAGUGCAUUACACAAAUGUACAAGGGAAAAAUA
Electrophorus electricus (electric eel) is the source of this 3251-nucleotide messenger RNA. RefSeq names its product zygote arrest 1 (gene zar1). Lineage: Eukaryota; Metazoa; Chordata; Actinopteri; Gymnotiformes; Gymnotidae. Gene Ontology annotation, cellular component: cytoplasm. Gene Ontology annotation, biological process: translation. The record is from RefSeq and is a predicted model, not a curated record.